AUGUCCCAGGAUGUGGCUUUAACAGGGGUUCCUCUUCCAUCGAUUGCUGAGGAGAUGCCAAGGAAGUCCGUAAUGGCGAACAAUGAUAAGUUGGAUCAGAGCUUCCUGGUGUUGACACCUGAACAAUUCUUCCACCGAGCUACUCCAGACCAUGCAGACGAGAUUCUUCGUCUUCUGAGAGUACUCGGAGCUUUCUCAUCGAACAAAAUGUCAGAAUUUUCUGACAAGGCUUUCCACGUAUACGCCAUCCAAAACGUGGAUUGGAUGCCAUCUUGUCGAAAUGAUGAUGGAUUGUGGCAGCCAAACGCUUUCCGGGAUGUCCUCAUAAAGUUACGAAAUUUGUCCGUGCUUGUUGAUUGUCAGAUUGAAGAAGAUGGAGUCAUCGUACAAAUAAGCUCAGAAGUAAUAUCAUGGGCAUAUUCUAGUGUACCACGUCCGAUCCAACGGGAAUGGAAGGCCGAAGGGACCGAUAUACUAGGAGCCUACCUUCUGUCUCUACGGUCUCAAAACAUCGACAUUAGUCCCAGAGACAAGAAGCACAUUCAGCAAUGUAUUGAUGCUCUUCUCAACCACGAGGUGGUUACAGUAGCCCCGUUAUUCGUGGAAAAUCAUCCGGCCUUCAGUCCUUUCCAACAAAUCGUAUGGUUUCUGGAUGCUCAGGGUUUCCACAAGCGUGCAGCAGAACUUUGUCAGAUCGACCUCUCUGCCAUCGUCGAUAUGUUCGGAGAACACCACCAGGAAACUUUCGUGGCUAUGACAAAUCUCUCUUUCUACCUGCGACGCGGAGGCGAAUAUGAAAGAGCAGAACACUAUUGUCGAAAAGCCCUUGAGGGCAAGUUUCGAGUCCUCAGCAAAAACCACAUCGAAAGUCUUCGAAGCAUGCGGCAACUUGCCAACCUGCUCUGCGAUCAGGGUAAAACAGCAGAGGCUGAACCUAUCGCGAAAGAGGCUAUGUCGCGUUUCCAAUCUAGCAUUGGAGAUGGAAAUCCUGAAUUGCUUUCAUUUAAAGCUCUUGUUGGAUAUAUUUUGCGAAGGCAGCGGAAAUUUGACGAAGCUCUUCCACACUAUGAGCAAAUAUCAGCCCUUAGCGGUCAGAUUCUAGGAAUUCACCAUCCUGACACACUUGCCUAUUGUAACAACUAUGCCUUUCUUCUAAGAACCCAAGGACGACUAGCUGAUGCAGAAAGUGUCUAUCGAAGCCUUGAGAUUUCGAAACGGACGCUCCAGGGCGAACAUCAUCCGGAAACACUUGCGAGCAUGAACAACGUUGCAGCUGUUUGUCAAGCUCGGGGUAAAUUUAGUGAAGCGGAGCACAUUUGUCGGAAAGCACUGGAGAUCAGACAGAAGAUCAUCGGAAAAGAAGAUCCGCAGACGCUUAUAGUCGCUAACAAUCUUGCGGUUGUUUUGCAGUUGCAGGGCAAGCUAGAAGAUGCUGAACUGUUAUAUCGUGAAAAUGUCGCUGUUCAGGAGAGGGUACGGGGGAAAGAUCACCCGGAUACGAUGGCCAGUAUGAGGAAUCUAGUGUCGUUCUUGGGAAAUAGAAAGAGACCUGCUCGUGAUCAAGCUGCAGUUCCAGAGAUAUUCGAACAUAAUGACGGAACAGAAGAAAAGUUAGAAGACUAG
Cadophora gregata is the source of this 1623-nucleotide messenger RNA. RefSeq lists its product as uncharacterized. The record is from RefSeq and is a predicted model, not a curated record. Gene Ontology annotation, molecular function: kinesin binding. The transcript has a single exon. Gene Ontology annotation, biological process: microtubule-based movement. Bases 1 to 1623 code for a protein of 540 amino acids. Gene Ontology annotation, cellular component: kinesin complex; cytoplasm; membrane-bounded organelle. Lineage: Eukaryota; Fungi; Ascomycota; Leotiomycetes; Helotiales; Ploettnerulaceae.